GUUCGUGGCAGAGAUCAGGUGGGUGCCAAGAUGGAUUUUAUGGAGCUGGAGAGGCAGCGAGGGAUCACUAUUCAAUCUGCAGCAACAUACGUCAUGUGGAAUGACUACAACAUCAAUAUCAUAGACACUCCUGGCCAUGUGGACUUCACGGUGGAAGUGGAGAGAGCUUUGAGAGUACUGGAUGGUGCCGUUCUGGUUUUAUGUGCUGUGGGUGGGGUGCAGAGCCAGACAUACACUGUGAACAGGCAGAUGAAGAGGUACAAUGUGCCCAGCUUGGCGUUUAUCAACAAACUGGAUCGACAGGGUUCGAAUCCUGCAAGAGUAUUGCAUCAGUUGAGAUCAAAAUUGCAUCACAAUGCUGCUUUCGUGAACAUUCCUAUUGGGCUAGAAAGUGAACAUAAAGGACUGGUUGACCUUAUUCAGGAGAAAGCCUUGUACUUUGAAGAGCCACAGGGGCUGAUCAUAAGAGAAGAUGAAAUCCCAGCUGAUAUGCGUGCAGAAGCAAGAGACAAACGACAAGAAUUGAUUGAAAUUAUUUCAAAUGUUGACGAACCGCUUGGUGAAAUGUUUCUGGAAGAAAAGACCCCAUCAGUACAAGAUAUAAUGGGCGCUAUCAGAAGAACAACGAUCAAACGUGAGUUUACACCAGUGCUGGUCGGUACAGCUCUCAAAAACAAAGGUGUUCAACCCUUGCUGGAUGCAAUAGUGAGUUACCUUCCCAAUCCUUCCGAGGUGACCAACAUUUGUCUGGACUGCACUGAUGGAGUUGAAAACCCUAAGAAGGUGGUUUUAAACCCAGCACGUUCAUCUGAAGCACCAUUUGUGGGUCUAGCAUUCAAACUGGAGGCUGGCAAGUUUGGGCAGCUAACCUACGUGAGGGUCUAUCAAGGAGGCCUGAAGAAAGGGGACACAAUCAUUAACACUAGAACUCAGAAAAAGACGAGAAUACAGAGACUUGUGCGAAUGAAUGCUGAUGAAAUGGAGGAUGUGAAUGAAGUGUUUGCUGGAGACAUCUGUGCUUUGUUUGGUAUUGACUGCUCUAGUGGAGACACUUUUGUCAUGCGAGGAAACCUCAAUCUCUCUAUGGAAUCUAUGUUUAUAGCUGACCCAGUUAUCUCGAUGUCAAUCAAGCCAGUCAAGAGCGCUGACAUAGAACAGUUCUCUAGGGGGAUCAGCAGGUUUUCCAAAGAAGACCCCACCUUCCGAGUAUUAUGGGAUAACGAGUCCAAGGAGACCAUUGCAUCAGGCAUGGGAGAGUUGCAUCUGGAUAUCUAUGCUCAGAGGCUGGAGCGAGAAUAUGGAGCUAAGUGUGUCUUAGGAAAACCCAAAGUAGCCUUUAGAGAGACACUGGUGGCACCUUGUCAGUUUGAUUAUCUGCACAAGAAGCAGUCCGGAGGUCAAGGACAGUAUGCCAGAGUUAUUGGCGUAGUGGAGCCCUUGCCUGUUGAAGAAAAUACAAAACUGGAUUUUGUCAGUGAGGUUGUUGGAACUAAUGUACCCAGGCAGUUCAUUCCCUCGGUGAAGGCUGGCUUCCUUCGAGUGUGUGAGAAGGGUGGACUGUCAGGACACAAAGUUACAGGCGUCAGGUUACGGUUACAAGAUGGUGCAAAUCAUUCAGUUGAUUCCAGUGAUCUUGCUUUUCAGCUUGCUACAGAAAUGGCUAUGAAAGAAGUUUUUGAAGAUGGUAAAUGGCAGAUCUUGGAACCAAUCAUGACAGUGGAGAUAACAGCCCCUGAGGAGUACAGGAGUGCAGUUAUAGAAAAUGUCUUGAAGAGAAGUGCAGUGAUUGUUGGCACUGACAAUAUAGAGGGUUCUUUUGUCCUCUAUUGUGAGGCCCCCUUGAAUGAAAUGUUUGGCUAUGCAACAGAACUGAGAUCUCUCACACAAGGGAAAGGCGAGUUUGCCAUGGAGUAUUGCCGCUACAGUCCAGCAUUGCCAUCAACGCAGGAGAAGCUGAUGCAGGAGUACCAGAAUGUCAUCAAUCCCCAACAGGAGAAGAAAAAGAAGAACUGA
Messenger RNA from Candidula unifasciata, 2013 nucleotides. Lineage: Eukaryota; Metazoa; Mollusca; Gastropoda; Stylommatophora; Geomitridae. The record is from the annotation of a GenBank genome assembly.